Glarea lozoyensis ATCC 20868 is the source of this 909-nucleotide messenger RNA. RefSeq names its product NAD(P)-binding Rossmann-fold containing protein. Bases 1 to 909 code for a protein of 302 amino acids. The transcript has a single exon. NCBI's taxonomy places the organism in Eukaryota, Fungi, Ascomycota, Leotiomycetes, Helotiales, Helotiaceae. The record is from RefSeq and is a predicted model, not a curated record.
AUGACAGACCCUAGAGCACUUUCCGGUGCAUACGUUACCAAAACACAUCGUUCUACGAGCUACGACUUCAUCUCACCCCUCAAGUUAGAUUUUGCUGGCAAGCACGUCUUGAUCACAGGAGCAGCUUGGGAAGAUGGCGUUGGCUUCGCUACAGCUUCAGCAUUUGCUCGCGCGGGCGCAUCUGUCAUCGCGAUAGCUGAUCUUCAUGGCAUCUCUGACCACAUCGUGGGAAAGUUAAAGCUACUUGCUACGCAAGCGGGACGACCUGAACCCGUGGUGUUAGGAUGCACAGUCGACAUCUCAGAACUACAGAGCGUACAAGCACUUGGGGAUACUCUAUCUAAAGCCUUUGGUGGCCGUCUAGAUGUCGUGGUCAACAACGCAGCGCAUCAAGAACCCCAAGUCCCAUUCCUCGACUCAGAUCCUGAAGUAUACUGGCGAACCUGGGAAGUCAACGUCCACGGUCUCAUGAACAUGACACGCGUAUUCCUACCUACACAACUUCAAUCCAAAACCAACGGCGGGUUAUGCAUCAUGAUCAAUAUCGCCUCCUCAGGUGCGCUAUCCGUUCGUAGCGGAGGCAGCAGCUAUCGCAGCUCCAAACUCGCGGUAUUGAGAUGGACUGAGACGUUGCAGAUGGAAUAUGGAGAGCAGGGCCUCCUGACACUCUGUGUUAAUCCGGGCGCAAUCAAGACGAAGAUCACAGAGGGCUUGAUGCCGGAUUCUGUGAGAGAUAGGUUUCCUGAUAAGGCGGAUGUAGCUGGAGAUACGGUUGCUUGGUUGGCUGCUGAGCGGAGGGAGUGGCUUGGGGGGAGGUAUUUGAGUUGUGUGUGGGAUAUGGAGGAGUUGAUGCGGGAGAGGGAAGGAGUUGUGGGGGAGGAUAAAUUUAAGUUGAGGAUGCAAUUUUGA